Messenger RNA from Stegastes partitus (bicolor damselfish), 1312 nucleotides. It is a transcript of the gene thap4, whose product is annotated as THAP domain containing 4. The transcript has 5 exons. The coding region runs from base 103 to 615 and encodes 170 amino acids. NCBI's taxonomy places the organism in Eukaryota, Metazoa, Chordata, Actinopteri, Pomacentridae. The record is from RefSeq and is a predicted model, not a curated record.
AACUGCGUCACUGUCGCAGCGCCGUUGACUUUGUGACUUUAAUUGGACACUUCUGCUCAAUUUCACGCAUUAACACAGACCCGACUGCAAUUUGCUGUACUAAUGGCGUGUCCUGUGAAUCACACCGCAGUGGAGCUGAACCCGGGCCUCCUGCCUCUCGACUGGCUGCUGGGUGCCUGGGAGUCCGAUGAACCCGGGGAGGGCUGCUUUCCCACCAUUAAACCCUUCCGCUACACAGAGACGCUGCACUUCAGCCAUGUGGGGCAGCCGGUCAUCAACUUCAUGUUCAAUGCGUUUCACGCAGAGUCCAAAAAGCCUCUGCACAGAGAGUGUGGUUUCAUUCGAAUGCAGCCAGGGACUAACAGAGUGGCGUUCAUCAUCGCACAGAACUCAGGUCUGGUAGAGAUUGAGGAGGGCGAGCUGACGGGGCAGCAGCUAAACCUGCACACCCAGUCUCUAGCCAGAGUCUCUUUCGCCAGGGAGCCUCAUGUACAGCAGAUUUCUAGAGUGUUUCAGCUACGACCUGAUGGGAAGCUGGAGCAGACAGUUUCCAUGGCAACAGACAACCAGCCACUGAUGCAGCACUUGCGCAUCACUUAUCGUCGGGCAUCUUGACCCAACAGGCAGGCAGGCUUCUUAUACAUAUAGAAACGCACUGAUCAAUAAUAAUAAUUAUAUAAACAAAUCUACAACUAUGCAGUGUUAUUUUAAUAAUGGUAUGUGGUUAAAAAAAAAAAGUUACAGUGUCAGAUACCUGUCAACUUUAAACCACAUGUAAAUAUAACUCAAACUAAACCAGGUCAGUCUUACAUGACAUUACACAGUCAUAUCACAGCAUUCUUCAGACACUUGGAGUCUAAGUCAAACAUUAAAUUAAAAAAUAAAGACUCAUGUUGCGCUUCCAUUAGAUUGUUGCACUUAAUGGACUCGGUUGAUUAAGGGUGCAUGAGCAAUGUUAGUAUUUAUUGUACUGAUAUUUAAACUGCAAAGCUCUUUAGUGCAGAGUUAAUGGAAAGAACAUACAGUGUCCUUAUUUGUCUAUUUGUCUUCCAUUGUGCUAUUAUAAGAUUAUUAUCUAAAGCAGCUGCUGCACCGGAGCCAAUGCACUGUCUGUCGAGUCACAGGGGAUUGUUAUUAUAUUGUAUAAAGGUUCAAGACAGAAGAUGUGUCCAUGUAAGGUCACUGUUGCCUCCAUAUGUUUAAGAUGUCUAAGUUUAGUUUAUUUCUUUCAGGGGACAGCUUCACUGAUAUACAUGUUGAUGUUUGUGUGUUAGACACAUUGAAAUAAAUUCUUUUGUUUUUGCUCAUUUGA